AUGGGUACUUCAGAGCUUCUCGGAAGUGAAGAUCCCAUCGUUCUCAGAUUCAGAGCAUCUCUUCGUGGACUGGAAAGAUUGCUCGGAAGCUCUGAUCGAAACUAUCUGAUAGUCCAACUAUACGAAGGCCAUGAUUGGAGCGGUUGUUCCUCUUUGGAGAAGCUCUCUUACUCUAUUCUAGAGAUAUUGAGUCCAAUCGUCGGUCGUAUCGAUGGCUCCGGUGGCAGUGGCCCAGAUUGUCAUGGAGAAACACGGACGCAAACGAAUAUUCAGCGUCAAGGUCAUGCAGCACUCCAGCUGGUGCGACUUUUCCGAGACAAAGGGGAAGGCACAUCAUGUCUUGAGCUGCUCAAUCAGGUUUCCAAUUCUUCGAUCUUAGAACAAGAUUUCGAACGACUCUGCCAGAUAGUGCACCGUCCACUGCUCAAUCUUGUCCACCAGGCGACUGGUUGCAAUGGUAACAAGAUCAAUCGAGAGCUGCUCUGGAUAAGGCUUGCUCCAGCAGAUGUAAUGCGUGAUCAUGGUGAAGGAGAUGAAGCUUUGACGCUGCUCUCGGAGCUCGCCGAGCUCGAAAAUGACGACAUGGACGUUUGA
Rhinocladiella mackenziei CBS 650.93 is the source of this 594-nucleotide messenger RNA. RefSeq lists its product as uncharacterized. NCBI's taxonomy places the organism in Eukaryota, Fungi, Ascomycota, Eurotiomycetes, Chaetothyriales, Herpotrichiellaceae. The coding region runs from base 1 to 594 and encodes 197 amino acids. The transcript has 3 exons. The record is from RefSeq and is a predicted model, not a curated record.